Daphnia pulicaria is the source of this 1845-nucleotide messenger RNA. Its product is annotated as acyl-CoA Delta-9 desaturase-like. NCBI's taxonomy places the organism in Eukaryota, Metazoa, Arthropoda, Branchiopoda, Diplostraca, Daphniidae. Bases 191 to 1327 code for a protein of 378 amino acids. Gene Ontology annotation, cellular component: endoplasmic reticulum membrane. Gene Ontology annotation, biological process: unsaturated fatty acid biosynthetic process. Gene Ontology annotation, molecular function: iron ion binding; stearoyl-CoA 9-desaturase activity. The transcript has 7 exons. The record is from RefSeq and is a predicted model, not a curated record.
CUCCAUCGCGGCUGCCGGUAGACUGUUGACACGCUGCUGCACAUUUUCCAAGGAUUAAGGCACUUGAGAAGACUUGCUGGUGACACUUAGUCAUCACCAGCAGCCAUUGCUUGUUAAAGCUAAAGCAAAGACGUUAGAAAACGCGUGAAAUAAUCACCCAACAAACGCCCAACAACUCUACUUCUCGACAAUGACUGACAUGAUUUUGCAUGGCAUGGGCUCAACUCCCAGUGCGGAUUUGGUAGGCUCGAUUCUUGGCGUGGAUGGAGAGGACAAUGACUUCAAGCAGCAACGGUCGACUCUUCGUAGUCGAAACGCCGUGCAUUCCAAGCCUCUUGAAGAUUCGGCUGCCAAGGAGCCACCUAUGCAAAUCGUUUGGCGGAACGUCCUUAUUUUCAUCUAUCUCCAUGCCGCUGCUUUGUAUGGAGGUUAUCUCUGCUUCACGGUCGCCAAACCCUCAACUCUAGCUUGGUCCUUCUUCUUGUUUCUGUUUGGCGGAUUCGGAAUUACGGGCGGAGCACAUAGAUUGUGGGCUCAUCGUUGUUACAAAGCGAAAUUGCCACUUCGUAUCUUUGCUGCCGUUGCACAAACCAUUGCUGUCCAGAACGAUAUUUAUGAAUGGAGCAGAGAUCACCGUGUCCAUCACAAGUUUAGCGAAACUGAUGCUGAUCCUCAUAACGCCCGCCGUGGUUUCUUUUUUGCUCACGUUGGUUGGCUGUUGUGCAAGAAGCACCCCGAAGUGAAACGCCGUGGAAAGACUGUUGACGUCAGCGAUCUUUUGCAAGACCCCGUUGUAGUCUUUCAACGCAAGUUCUACAUUCCAUUGGUCUUGACUCUUUGCUUCGCUCUGCCAGCACUUAUCCCAUGGUACUAUUGGGGCGAGUCCUUCAAAACGGCUUUCUUCGUGGCUUCCAUCUUCCGCUACGUUUUCACGCUUAACGUCACAUGGCUAGUUAAUAGUGCUGCCCACAUUUGGGGUAACCAUCCUUAUGACAAAGAAAUCAAUCCUGCUGAAAAUCGAAUGGUUGCCUUCCUUACUUCUGGGGAAGGAUGGCACAACUAUCAUCACGUGUUUCCCUGGGACUAUAAAGCAGCUGAAUUGGGAAACUACAGCAUGAACAUGACAACAGCUGCCAUUGAUUUCUUCUCUUGGCUUGGUUUAGCUUACGACCUGAAAAGUGUACCACAAAGAAUAAUUCGCAGCCGUGUGAAUCGAACAGGAGAUGGCUCUCAUCCAUUCUCCUUAGAAGAUAGUCAGUACACAGCUGAAGACAUUAAAGAAGAGGAGCAAUUUUGUGAAAUUAUUCCAGAAGACAAGAAGAACUAGUGAGAAUAUUGUCCGUUUUUAAAUUGAUCGGCGCUCGGUUGUUUGUUCUUGGUAGGUGCUUUUGGCCUACUUUUGCAACGGUGGAGAAUUCAGGGCAUGUUUGACUAGCUCUCUUAAAGUUUGUUUAGAAAUGUUGCUUCUUACCUUCAACGGGAACUAAAGCUGUACUGCUCAAAGGUCUAAACAAAAGAUACAAAAAAUGUCCAUCGAUUGGAAUAUAACUUUUUUUAAAUUGUAUUUGCUCUAGAAGAAAAAAAAACUCAACUGUUUGUAUGUCACAAGUUUUAUUUCCAAAAUAGAUCGCAGACCUUAUUCAUAGCUCCCUUUUUUCAUAACAUUUCAAAGUAGAAAUUUUCUGUAAAAUUUAAAAAAAAAAAUAUCAUAUUGCGUUUGCACAUUUUCCUUCUCUAUUUCCCAUCUCUCACCAAAUUUAUAUGAUAGAAUGCUCGUUUGUCAUGGUUAUGCAAAUCCGUGGAGUGAAUCGGUGAACACAAGACAAUACAGUUAAUUUCAAUUCA